AUGGAGAAUAAUCUCUCAAAGCCCAGCUCAAGCCAGGAAGCCAAGUCUUGGUCGUCAAGGCAGCUUGUCCCUUCGUCAAGCUUGGGCAAUCUAUCUUCUUUCAUGUCGACACGAGGCAUCACAGAUUCUCCACUUCCAGUCUCCAAGAGCCCUUAUUUCGUCCAGCCAGAGGGAAUCAAGAAGCCGGAAAAAAGAAAGCCACCACAGUGUGCAUCUACAUCUACAUCUACAUCUACAUCUACAUCUACAUCUACAUCUACAUCUCCUGAAACAAUCCUCAACAUCAUACCUCCACCAUUUCCGCUCACACGACCUCCCACUGAAAAGCUCACAUGCUUCCUUUCAACAAAGCUCUUCAAGACCCAUCUAACCCACAUCCGACACCUCGAGAGUAGCCCAGGCCUCAAUCUCGUCUACCGAGACUACGAUCCAAGGUCACCUGAAGCCGACAUCAUCAUCUCGCCAAGAACAGGAAUCAUCUUGACCUCCACCCAUAUAUUGACACAGAAAUACCUCCCGGGAGACAAAGGCUCUCGAGCCGACAUCACAUCCCCACUCAUGGAGCGCAUCUACGUGACCACACCCCGCUACGAGACGCUCUACAUCUUCAUCUGCGUGGCGUCCACCAAGGCAGACAAGCAGAUGCAAGAGGCGCUCAACACUCUGUCAUCGUUCUGUACUUCGCUCAACGAGGAGACGACCAUCGUUCCUAUGAUUGUCUCAGAAGCUGACGGGCCCGUAGCAGACUGGAUUGAGUACCUCGGUCACAAUGAGCUUCCUUCCAUGAUGCCUGCAAUACGGUCACUGCGAUCGCAGGAGACGCGGUGUGAGGUUACACUUUGCGGGUAUGGACUUAAUCCUUUCGCCGCACGCAUGGUUCUGGACGCGGGUGUGAAGUUGGACAGCUUCCUUGGAAUGAGCACUGAGAAGCGCCGUCUUCAGUUCGAAGAUCUACUCGGUCAGCGAAUUCUACGACGAGUCGAGACAGCCAUACAGAAGGACAAGAAACUAGGAGACCGUGGGAGACGAUGA
Penicillium maclennaniae is the source of this 1032-nucleotide messenger RNA. RefSeq lists its product as uncharacterized. The transcript has a single exon. Lineage: Eukaryota; Fungi; Ascomycota; Eurotiomycetes; Eurotiales; Aspergillaceae. The record is from RefSeq and is a predicted model, not a curated record. Bases 1 to 1032 code for a protein of 343 amino acids.